Messenger RNA from Prosopis cineraria, 1551 nucleotides. RefSeq names its product heat stress transcription factor B-2b-like. Gene Ontology annotation, cellular component: nucleus. The transcript is spliced from 2 exons. Lineage: Eukaryota; Viridiplantae; Streptophyta; Magnoliopsida; Fabales; Fabaceae. Gene Ontology annotation, molecular function: DNA-binding transcription factor activity; RNA polymerase II cis-regulatory region sequence-specific DNA binding. The coding region runs from base 154 to 1122 and encodes 322 amino acids. The record is from RefSeq and is a predicted model, not a curated record. Gene Ontology annotation, biological process: regulation of transcription by RNA polymerase II.
CCAUAAUUAUCUUCCUCUUCUCUCUCCGUUGUCUCCCUCUUCAUUCUCUCUCUCUUUUUCCUGCUCUCUGUCUGUACUUCCUAUUCCGAGAACGAGGUUGCAGUGUGUAGCUUGUUAUCUUGAUUUGUGGUUUAUUUUGAGUUGAUUCCAGCUAUGGCUUCGCCGCCGGUGGAUCGCAAAGGCGAGUCCUCGGCCGGAGAGUCCCAGAGAUCUAUGCCGACGCCUUUUCUAACGAAAACUUAUCAACUUGUUGACGAUCAUACCAUAGACGAUGUCAUAUCAUGGAACGAAUAUGGAACCAGUUUCAUCGUCUGGAAUCCGACGGUUUUCGCCAGAGAUUUGCUUCCUAAAUAUUUCAAGCACAACAAUUUCUCCAGCUUCGUCCGUCAACUUAACACCUAUGGAUUCAGAAAAGUAGUACCUGAUCGGUGGGAAUUCACGAAUGAGUGUUUUCGCAGAGGCAAGAAACAACUAUUGUGCGAAAUUCAGCGUCGGAAAAUCUCGCCGCCGUCGGCACCAGCAGCCGGUGCAAGUGCAACUGCAGCCGCGUCAGUUCCGACGGCGGUGCCAUUGACGGCAAGACCAAUGGCGAAACAUAUCAUAUCGCCUUCAAAUUCAGGGGAAGAACAAGCCAUUUCGUCGAAUUCAUCGCCGACUGGAGCUCCGGCUGAGCUUUUAAACGAGAACGAGAGGUUGAGAAAGGAAAACAUUCAGCUGAGCAAACAAUUAGCAGAGAUGAGAUCUCUUUGUAACAACAUAUUCAAUCUCAUGUCAAAGUACGCAAAUAAUCAAAAUAUCAGCUCGCAAGAUAGACUGGGCGACUUCACCGCCGUGAAACCGCUCGAUUUGAUGCCGGUCGCACGGUGCGCCGGUAACGAGGAUGCGGUGGCGAUUGCGGAAGUCGACAUGAAUCCGAAGCUGUUUGGGGUGGCGAUAGGUGCGAAGCGAUCAAGGGACGGCGGAGGCGGUGGCGGAGGUGGAGGCGAUACAGUGUUAAGCUUGCACAGAGUGGGGCCCAUGGAGAUGAAAUCAGAACCGUUGGGUUGCCAGAGGCGUCGAGAUAAUCAGGAAGCGCCGUGGCUGAAUCAAUGCCAUAACGCGAAUCAGAGAGUUUGUAAUUAACACGUGGCAUUCCAUUCCAAUGCAAAAAAUUCUUGCCUAGGUUCCGCGCGACUUGCUUGCACGCGCCGAAUGGAGUCACGUGCGUGUUGUACUUGGAAUGGAUUCCUGAAGUUUCUCAGAGAUGCAUGCGACAUUAUCAUCUCUGUUCAAGAAGGAAAUCAUAGUUGCCCUUUUUUUGUUUUUCUUUUUUUUUUUUUUUGCUUUUACUGCUUUUCCUUGACUUUCUGGCAUCGAAUUGUACGGUGACAGCUGGACUUAGGUUUGUUUUAGUGCUGAAAUUUCCCUUACUUUUGUAUUUUUGUUUAGAUUAUUAAUAUUGAUAGUAGUUAUUAAUAGUAUUAAUUAAUGCAGAAGUGUCAGUGGCACCUUGGGUUAUUCUUAAGAGUAAAAUACUUUACUGUUCUCUCUAUUUUAUUUUUAUUACACAUA